This is a messenger RNA of Bipolaris sorokiniana ND90Pr, 2760 nucleotides long. RefSeq lists its product as uncharacterized. The coding region runs from base 1 to 2760 and encodes 919 amino acids. Lineage: Eukaryota; Fungi; Ascomycota; Dothideomycetes; Pleosporales; Pleosporaceae. The transcript has 4 exons. The record is from RefSeq and is a predicted model, not a curated record.
AUGUCCUCCGUUACGCCAUCAGAAGCUAGUCGCUCUUCAGUUUCGCACAACAUCGUCCAGGACCAACAUGUGACCACCAAUAGCGAAACUGCUUUGGUUUUACACCCCGAUCUGGUUGAAGAAGAACGUGUCAGGCGUGAGCAUGUAUUGACUAAUGCUCACUCACUUUUGGAUAGCCAGGGCCUGGGCAAUGUUUGCAUUGACGUUGCAUUGAGUACAAGGCCCUCUCUACAAAUUGAUACUGCAAAAAAUGGUAAGGAACCUGCGCUCAUCGCUUUGCUCAAUUUCUCAUCCAGUUGCUGCGCCAGCCCAACCAUAAUUUACCCCGCGGGCUCUCUUCAAGAGCGAUUUCACGAGCAAAGUGAACACCAGUCUGUCGCGCAGACGACUGGGCAGUCUGAACAGAGUCCCCGGAAACCAAUUCCCGCCCAUUGGCUUCCCAAAGCCGCCAGUCCAAAACUUGCGACUGCACAACGUGCGAAAGAACGAACACUGAAGAAAAGCUCUGAUAGUGGCUCUCCAGGAUAUGCGAAGGGAAUUCGUGCAACGCGAAGCUCCGUGGACUUGGGUAGAUCUCAUGGCAGAGAGGGUACAACGUAUCUAACAAAAGAGGCUCUGGAAGCCGUUGAAACCACAAUGAUGUCCCAUAGACAACAUACAAGUUCUUUCAAAUCUUCUAGUUCUGCUUCGAAGCCAGCAUGGAACAGCCCUACAUCGCCGCUACGCAGUGUUGCACGCCAGCAGUCCGGGUGUUCGCUCAAGAUAUCACCCACAAAGUCAUCGCAUCUCCAAAACAAGUCUACAGCAGCGGAUCAUUCGCGAGUAUCGAAUAGUGUUUAUGCCUCCACGAGCAAGACUUCGUUUCGUACCACGGAUAGCUCACCGCAUAAAUCUCGGAAUGUCAACACAGCACCGGUCUUGCCGGAGAAAUUCAAGGGUGAGAACCAACCAAUCUCCAAGGCCAAGGGUUCUCUUCGUAUCGUUGUGCCAAAUGCAAGUACAGGCUACGACAAAGAUUUUAGAGCAUUGGGCCCAAAGGCUACAAAUGCUUCUGACAGUAAUGGUUCGAUGAGUCUAGUUUCUACCGCAAGCAUAUCUCGCAUUCCUCGCGUCGGCACAACAAACAAGGACCAGAACUCAUCCCGUAUUUCCGCCCUGCAGCGAGCAAAGUCUGUGGUAGAGACCAUGCGAUCAAAAGCAAAUAUCCUCGUAGAUAUUCCUGUGGUAUCAAACGAGAAAACUCGGUCGAACACGCCCAUGCCUGAUAUCUCACGUGGCCAUUUGGGCGAAAACACUCAUCCAAAUCCUAUAGACUCUCAGCAUCAAAAUCUUGACCUCGAAACGAAAGAAGAGGGAAGUCCACACGAGAUUGUAACUCAAGACCACCAGCUAGCGCAUGCUCAUUUUCAUAUUUCAGCUAAGCCAGCGGACCAUGUUGAAAUUGGUUUGUGUCAAGCUGAGAGCCAUCAACCUGGAUCCAACCCAGUUGGACUCCUUGGGUAUUCAGGCCACGUCCCAAACACUCCACCAUUUCUGAAGGCUUUUCGCAGGGCCACAAUCAGCGUUUGUGAACAAGAAUCUCGAAAUGCCGCACACCUAACUCUUGUGGAUCCUGCGGUAGUUUACAGCUUUGGAAAAACGGAUGAUUUUGGCAAUAAUUGCAUCGAUACUUCUUCCAACAGCGCAGCUUCUACAGCCCCUGGGCAUGCAUAUGUUGGUGGGAAUGCUGAGCCGAUACAUGGAACCGGUGAGGGUGGUACAUCUGGCCCGGGGAAUCAAGUCGACAACGAACAUCAAACACAAACUAGUGUAUGCUCAGAUCUCCGCCCGACUGCCACUGAGUUUGUACCCAAAAUGAUGCUUACAUCUGGCUCGACGGAGCUUGCGACUGAGCUUGCGACUGAGCGUGCGACCGAGCGUGCAGCAGUAGCUUCCCUUCAAGAUGUUGCUGGCCUACCAGACAUGACGGUGCUCGAUAGAAAUGGUAUACCGUUUCUCUGGUACAUGUACGGUAUCCAGUUUGCCUACGAACAGGGCUUCAGGAACGGCCGACCCAAGUCUCCUCGGAAGUUCAAGCCUAAGAAAAUACGCAGUCCAGCAUUGUCAUCUGGUGAUGCUUUGCAUUCCCACUCUCAUGAAAGUCCCGCUAUUACGAUGAGAAUCGCUGAUCCAAUUUCUACAUCAGCAAAGCAGGAAGUGCCUUCUACAGAGCUUGCGUUGCGUUCGACUGUAUCUGUUCACGACCCCUGCCCAAUCUACAGUCAAGAAUUGAUUCAGCCAAACUCCCACGAUGACGGGCCAAUGCACGGAUCCUGUGGUGCUGUGACAAACCAGCCUUUCGCGAACCAAUUCGACAAGAUCGUCGAGUACACCGGUACCAGGAGCAACAACACUCCCCGCCACUACAACAUUGACUUCACCAAGAUACAAAACGCCGGUUUCCCCACGGGCCCACGCAGCAUGCAGGGUCACGUGUAUCACAAAAUGUCCCGAUACGACUAUCGGAACCACCGUCGUCUCGGAAACGGUUUGUAUGGCGGUCGAGGGAACGCCGCUGGCAUUCCUAUAGGAGCUACCGCGCCGUUUCCCAACCCAGUCCCUCCUCAAGGCCGCCCGGAUCAGAUUCACAACCACAACGGAGGCAUGAGCGACUACACUGAGCAUUCGAUUGGAACUGAGGCGUGCGGCAUGGUCGAUAUAGUAUCUGCGACUGAAUUGAUUGGUGGUCGGCCAUGCAACGCGUGUGAUCCUGGUCACUAG